AGCUCCAUCAAUGGGAACGAGGGAGUAGGAAAAGUCGUGCCAUGUCAGCUGAAGCAACAGCAUCAAAAACAGUGGUUACGAGAGAGACGUUGGAGCCGCCCAGACAUGCGGUUGCAGUGACGUACAUUUGUGGAAACUGUGGGUGUUUGGUCGAGAUCAAACCAAAUGAUGCCAUCAGAUGUCGCGAGUGUGGGUACAGAAUCCUCUUCAAAAUGCGCUCGAAGAAGCCUAUGCAGUACCAGGCAAUCUGAGCUUCGAGUGCCAAAUCUGAGCUUAGCGUCCAAGAUCGAAACAAGAUCGAGAUGAGAACAUAACUAUAUUGAAAUCCCAGCGAAAGCAGCAAAAUUGCACAGGGACCUUGCGAAGCCGAAAGUGAUGCACAUGACAUGCCAUGUUCUUUAAGGGGCUCUUGACCAAUCAAUAUCAAUCAUCAUAUUUGGUCAAGGAUCUUAAUGGUAGCAGAGCUCUGGUUCAAAGCACACGGUGGCAAUGUGGAAAAAGCUCCAUCAUCAAACGAGGAGCCAGGUCAGAGCUUCGUUUGAUGAGCUUGAGAACUGGAUUCUCGAGACCUUUGGAGAAAGAAGAUUUGAACAUGACGAGUCAGAAGAGGAAAUCGCACUAGAGGUUGCUAAGCGCCGCCGCGGAAUGCGUUUUUUUACCGCUGGGCGGCCAAGGGACAGGAAAAGAUUUGCGUCGAUCUUGUUCCCGAUAUUCCAUGGCGAUCCAAACGAAGCGCUCUAUGAGGAGGCUUUUCAAGACGUCCUUCGCGUGGCUGGAGUUUCAGUGAAACCUCAAUCCAGGCACAAGCUCUCCUUCAGAGGUGGUAUUCUCUACUUCACUGCUGACAGCCAAGGAAAUUUGUAUGCCGUUGUCGCUUCUGACGACUUUCCCAUGGCUUCGGUGUACGAAUUUUUGGAUGAAAUGCUGGAGGUCUAUGAAAGCAUUGACGUGGCAAGUGCUCUGGACCAGGCCGAAGAGUCAUUGUGGGCAGAGAAGCAAUUUGUGGAAGAUGCGUUUGGCGUUCGUGAGCUGGCUUUGACGAGCUGGAAAAAGCGGGUCAGACCUGGAGACGGUUCUUCAUUUUACUUCGAGGAAGACACGCCAGACUUUUCCGAGUUUCAAACGCGUCUUUGAAGACGCCCAGACUGCCCAUACCAACCUGAGCAAGUCGCAAUUGGACACAUCGAAGCGAUCGAAGCGAUCGAAGUCUUGGUCCCGAAGGAUGAACAUGAGCGAUCGGCGAGCCAAUCUCAACACCUUCACAUGGCAGACACUUUCAAGGGCACAAAGUGGCUCUUCCGUGGAACAAACGGUGAAAAC
Cladocopium goreaui is the source of this 1320-nucleotide messenger RNA. The record is from the annotation of a GenBank genome assembly. Lineage: Eukaryota; Dinophyceae; Suessiales; Symbiodiniaceae.